UGCGAGUUGUGUGCGGCGCGGGCGGUCCGCGGAGCAAAGAAGUUUGCUUUAUUGUUCUUGAAUGCAUUUUUCUUGUAUUCUAAAAGAAUCGAAUAGGAAGUACGAGAUAAAUGAAUCAAAUUCGUGUUGUUUGUGCUUGUUCAGUGUUGUGUAUAAAGUUUUAGUGAACAUUUGAUUGUUGGUUACUUCGUCAAAUUGCAUGCAUGUUGCACUCGUUUACACCUGUCGCCCGGUACAUAGUCAGCCUAAACAUGUAAAAUGGAUUCUUCUGAUUAGGAUCUACCGGCAAACACCAACGCGGGACCAAGCGACGGAACCAAGCAAAAUGUGACCACCGAAAGUAAAACCAAAUCGAAACGCCUCCAAGCCAAGCCCUGCAAGAUCACAUGAACCAUAUUUAUUGUACUUAUAACUAUAAAUAACCAAUCUAGUCGCCAUAGCACUAUUUAAACGAAGCAAUUUUAGACUUUAUUACUAAGAGAUACGAUUCAAUAUCGUAUUAAAGUACAAAGAUUAAGGAAUUGAGAACAGUACAAACGACUGAGGGAACCCUAAUGUUGAUUUAUCGAUAAAUUGAUUUUAUUAGAAGUUCCCCGGGAUAAACGAACACGAUGUCCACAAGCUUUGAACACUCUUCGAUGAAGAGCAGCUUCUCGUUGUCAUCACUGCGGAGUGCGCAGGCGCCGACCGGUGGGCGCUGCGAGCAACUCGAACGGCCGUAUCAUAGUCUCACUAAAAAGAGGAAGGAGCCAUGUCGCGAGGCGUGGCGCCGCAGCUGGGGCAGCGCGGCGAGCGGCGGCAGCGCGGUGGACGACCUGUGGCCGCUGCUGCAGCACCACUACGACUACAUCAUGGACAACCAGAUCAUUAACACGUGCAAGGAAGCGAACGGAGAACUUCUCUCCCACAGUACCUCCAUGCACGGUUGUCCGCGCUUGCUCAACCCGACCUCGGGGUUCAACCGUCAAUGGUCGCUCAGUCAGCUGGUGGCCGAGUUCAAUGAACUCUGCCAGUGGCUGACUCAUGUCCAAGAGGAGAUCUAUUCUAGUCCAGAGAAUUUAUCCAGCAGGAAACUGAGAAUGUGCCGCAUGACGGAGCUGGUGUCCGUGGAGCCGCGCCGCGCCAAGUUCAUCGAGCAGGCCUCUGCUAUACUCGAACGUAUACCAGAAGCCAGUGCUGAAGUGACGUGGCGGAUAGAACACUUAAAUGUCAAAUGGGAAGGUCUCCGGCUGCUACUUAGUCCUGAGCAGCAGCAUCGAGAGGGAGAUAGUUCUGACACAGUUGACACGGCUCAUGAGUUAAGAUGUCUGCGACGUUGGCUGCACUGCAUGGAGGGUCGCCUGCCGCCGCCCUCGCUGGGCGCUGCCAGGGGCGCCCCCUACCACGAGCUGCUUCGGAAACUCAGCGAACAUAAGGUAUUACAACGUGACGUGGAAUGUCACAGUCGGAUCGUGAGCUCGGUGGUGCGGCUGUGCGGCGGCGGGGACGCUGCGCGUGCGCUUGAGAGGCGCUGGCAUCUGCUGUACCUCAGGGCGAUUGAGUGGCAGUGCCAUCUCGAAGCCUGCCUCGCUAGGAUUGAUAAUCAGGGUUGUAUUUCCGUGGAAGCGGUGAGCGACAGUGACGACGAGCCAGCUCUGAAACAGCCGCGGCUCAGCAGACGAGGGUCGCCGCGGAGACAACGCACGCCGGUCAAUGCUCGUCGUAGAGACAGCUCGCUGGACAGCCGACAGUCUGCGUCUGAGGAGGAACAAGAAUAUGCGCUAACAUAUACGUGGCGCGGCUUCGGGUCAGAUUGCGAGUCGGAACUGGAGCGAGCUCGGCACAUCGCGAUGGCGGACGAGAGGCGCGUGCCCGGGGCUCGUGACGUCACUGCCAGGCCCACCGACCAGACUGUACCGGCUACCGAUCAUGUUGAUGGCAUCGAACUACACAACGUGGCUAUCGAAGAAAAAAUCAGAACUCCACCUACAGUUAUUAAAAGGAAAAAACCAGUAGACACGUCAAAGUUCAACCAGUCAGAUCGGAAAUCAAAACAUCUCGGCACAUUCUACUUCAAGCACCACGACACAGACUCGGACAGGCAGAUGAUAGAGACAGAGAAAUCACAGGAAGAAUCCUCCGAAGAAGAAUGGACAUACGUUGAUGGUGGCAAAAUUGGGAACGAGGACUCCACUGAUAUAAUGACGUCAUCCGUUGAAAUCCAGUGCGAGUUACCUCUUGAUGGAAAGAAAGAUAAGGCACCGUCACCAAAACCGAAACUAGAAUCAUCAACCCCGGACCUACUUAGAGUAGAAAGUUCAAGGUGCAAAGAUCUGGAAAGACUGGUCAAUCAGGCGGAAGAACUGGUGCAAAAGCAAGUGCUGUCAAAGAAAAAAGGAUCGAGAGCAUUCAAGCCGUUGUCAUUCGAAGAAGAAGGAAAAAAUGUUAGUAGAAAUAAAAUGUCCAGGAUCAAAGAGUGGUUGAAUCAGAGUUCGGAAGGCAAAAAUGAUAAUAAUCAGGGUACGGAAAGCUACGAUGCAUCAGGAGAAUACACAACAGAAAGCGAGGUCGACACGUCACUCACAUCUGAGGAAAGGAACAUUCACUCCUCGAUGGAUAUGAGUACUUCGACAUGCACGGUUACUCCUACCCACCAUGCCAAGGUGACACUGCGCAAGAAGCGAGCUGGCAACAGCGCACGGCCGUGGUCCGUCUCCUGCCUAUCACAGCUGAGCGGCGCCGGCACCUCACUCGUAGCCACGCCCACAGCAGGCGACGUUGCCGCUAUGUCACACAACAUGUCGAUUUCCGAAUCAGCUUUGAACACCCUCGCGUCUCCUCAGAGAGUGACCCCAUCUAACUCGAACUCCAAGUUAAGGGGAAGCUCGACCACCGUUCAGGGUCACGUAUCAAGCACGAACACGAUGACAGAGGCAUGCACAUCUUGUGUCGAGGCUAGCGACAAGCAAUGCUGGCUGCGUCGCAAGCGGCUGAAGCUGCGUCGUAACAAUACGGCCGUGCGUCGGGAGAGGCUGGUCAAGUCUCUCUCGUUCUGCGGCCGGAUGAGCCCUGAGAUAGAGGAUAAGCAUGAGAGGAGCGCUGCCAGUGAUCCUGCUACCAGUAGGAAGAGCAGGUUCGACACCACAUCCACAUCAGGCAACGACAGCGACGAAGAACUGAUUAAACAACAGCUUGCUACCAUCGCCCACCUGCGCAAGAGCAUCGAGAAAACCCACAUAUCGACUCGGGAACCCGACAGUGCCAUUCCAGAACAAAAUGAGGUCGAACCAGUGGCCCCAAGCUUCAAACUUGGUCCCGCCGGGGGCUCCGUGAGGCCAAGACUGGCCCGAAGCCUCGAGAGGGAAAGGAACUUCAUAGCUCUUAGUUUAGGCGACCCCAGUCGGCUGUGGGACCUGUCAAUAGAUAAGGACUCUGAUGUGGACAAGAGUGUGACCGCUGGAACUGAAGAACAUAGCUCGUUUUCGGAGCAAGCCUGGGAUUUCUAUCAGGAAAAAUACAACUCGGAGCCAUAUUCUGAAGCCCCCGACUCUGACGCUGCUCGCCGCCUCCUGGAGUUCGGCGACGACUACCGGGCCUUCCUGGACUCGCAGUCGGACUGCUGCUCCAGCCUGUCCGCGCAGCCCGAGCACGAGCAGAGCCCGAGCGGCACGCGCCGCCGCCGCCCGCCCUCCGACGCCUCACGCGAGAGGAGCCUACCCCGCUACAAGAGACCUUCCAGAAACUCCCCCAUAGAGUCGACCUCCAGAAAACCUAAAAAGUCCAUGUCCAGCGCCGAACGCAAAAAGUCUCUCCUCGACAGUCUAGAAAGAUCUAGGAACAACACUAGUAUCGAAAGCAGCGAUGGCGUACGUCGUCGCAAACCCUCAGAGAGCGAACGCAAAAACAACAAGCGCUCGCCCGAGUUCGAUCUGCUGAACGUUCAGGCCCUGAGCCGCAGACGACACAGCUCGAACCUGACCAGCGACGAGGUGAACAGCUCGCUUGAGUACACGGAGGUGAACAACCGGCCGGACAUCCUGGACUCGCUGAGCCGGCGGCGGCGCGCGGACAAGGACGGGGAGUCGGAGCUGCACAAGAUCGUGCUGUCGGAGCUGCGGCGCCGGUCUACGGAGAGCGCGGACUCGGAGGAGUCGGCGUCGGGGAGGGCGUGGGGCGCGGACUCGGACUCGGAGGCGGAGGGCCCGCGCGCGCUGCUGCGGCGCUCGGGCGCGGCGCUGCUGGCGGCCGAGGCCGUGCUGGCGCGCCACGACGCCGAGCCGGACCUGCUGCGCGCGCCCGACUACACGGAGAUCGUCACUCGGUGCCGAGAAAACAUCAACCUAUUAGAUGCUGCCUUGGCCGGGGGUACCCUUUCUACCACUUUGCAACGAGACGUUAGAGCGGUAUCAGCAAGAUGGUCAGCUCUUCGCGCUGCGGCCACAAGGCGUGGCGGCGCCCGGCGCCUGCGUAGGGAGAUGGCGGCGCUGCGGGAGACCCUGGAUGAUGUCUGCGAGCCAGGGGACUGCGCCCCACAGCCGCACACCAGGGCUCAGCUGCACAGGAGAAUUGAGGAGUUAAAGGAACGUCUAUCUCGCCUCCUUGAAUGCAAAGUCUCGAUAUUAAAACUGACGGUAUCAGUUCGUCGGGCGCUGGGCGAGAUGGAGUCAGAUGACGGAGGCCUGGCUGCUGACCUGGCUUCCUUGUUGUCUGCGUGGGAUGACGCACACCAGAGGACUUCAAACGAGCUCCUUUCCCUUGAAAAGGCUGUGUGUGCGUGGGCGGAAUGGGAGGGUGCUCUCCGAGAACUCCAGGGAGCCCUGAGAGGUGACCUGGCGACACUCGAAGCCUUGAGAGAUCGCGGAACAGCUGUCGGGGAUCAGAACGAAGUGGCAGCCCAGAUCAGACAGCUGGCGGCAUCGCUUGUGGAUAAAAAGAAGGGGGGAUCGACAUGUGACUCUCUCUCCGACUCGGGUAUAUCUGACGGGGACAGUGAGGGCGCGGGCCGACGUGCUCGCCGCCUGAGCGCGCUCAGAGAACUGGCCAGACGUCUACAGGCUGCUCUGGCACCCAACUCACCAGCACAAAGAGCUAUAGCUAAGCGUAUGGAACAGACAGAGAAUGAAGUACGCACUCUUCAAGAGUCGUGUCGGGCACUCGUUGAACAAAACAUUCCGGAUCUGAAGAUUGAGGAGGACACUAGGGACAACACGAUCACCGUGAUCACCGGUAACAAGACCGGCUCCGGCGACCCUGACUACAUCCCCCGCGGCGGCUGGGUGUGGCGCGUGCUGCGCUCCUCGCUGCCCAUCCAGCUGUGUCUGGUGGCGCUGCUGCUGGCCGCCUGGCUGGUCGAGAGGCCCCGCUGCUGCGACGCCCUCAAUUCCUUGGCCCAAACCCUCACUCCUCAACUCCGCUAUGUACGAGGACCACCCCCCGUCUGAGACCUACACCAAAAGUGUUCACACACUUGAGGAAAAACCAGCUAGUAUUAGCUCAGAAGUCCAGAACUUCGGUAUCAACCGGUUCCAGUAUUUAGCACGAAUGUGCUCGCCAAUUGAAGUAUUCAAACGGCUAGGAAAUGAAACGUUUUUGACAGACGGCAAGACGGUAGCCAGGAUUGCGUGAAGCAAUAACUUUUUUAAUAUUUUACUAACAUUUUGACUAGACAAGAUGAUAGAAAUGUGGUUUCGAUUGACGUUACUAACAUUAGGAACGUAUGGAGGAAGAUAAAGAAAUAUUGACACGUAGGAGUAGGAACCAUUUUAUGAAUACGAUUAUAUUAAAUGAUGAUUUUAUAGAUAAAUUACAUAAAUGAGAUCGCUAUUAGAAUGACUAACCUUUAUAAGGCAGAAUGAAGUUAAUUAAUGUGUUAUUAUAAUUUUAUCCGUUCGCAUAAUUAGACAUCUUUAAUUGCUCACUGCAAAAAAAGUUCAAACAAACAAAAGUGUUCCAAAAAAAAUAUUAAUCAUCUGUAUCAGAUGAAGUUCAAAUUAGUUAGUCUAUAUUUUAGUAUUAAUGUACUAACAAUUUGACAAACGUUUCUUAAUUUGUACGUAGAGUAGAAGCAUGCCUAUUUUAGUACAAUUAUUUGAUAAGUUACUUAAAAAUAGGUGAGAAUGCGCUGUGUGACAGAUAUUCUACAAUCAACUUUAAAAAAUUAAGACCUUGUCGCUGUUUUUGACAUGAGGCGGUGAAG
This is a messenger RNA of Trichoplusia ni (cabbage looper), 6175 nucleotides long. RefSeq lists its product as uncharacterized. The coding region runs from base 612 to 5420 and encodes 1602 amino acids. Lineage: Eukaryota; Metazoa; Arthropoda; Insecta; Lepidoptera; Noctuidae. The transcript is spliced from 25 exons. Gene Ontology annotation, cellular component: membrane. The record is from RefSeq and is a predicted model, not a curated record.